Molecule: messenger RNA, 2423 nt
Organism: Gasterosteus aculeatus aculeatus (three-spined stickleback)
Lineage: Eukaryota; Metazoa; Chordata; Actinopteri; Perciformes; Gasterosteidae
Gene: znf648
Product: zinc finger protein 648
Biological process (GO): regulation of transcription by RNA polymerase II
Molecular function (GO): DNA-binding transcription factor activity; RNA polymerase II cis-regulatory region sequence-specific DNA binding
Source: RefSeq, a predicted model, not a curated record
GUAAGGCUAUGUGAAGGAUUUACCCAGGACCAAGGUUGAUGCAGCCGCAGAGUCUUUCUAAGGCGGCGUUUUUUUCCAGAACUCGUGAGCAUGAUAAAUCGUGCUAAUAAAGUGACCAUGUCAGAUGAAAUCUCCCCACUGAUGCUCGACAGAAAACACCAAGAAAGGCCUUCUGUCACUUCUUCUCCCCCGGAUGGACAGCUCUUAAUGAAUCCUCAGCAUGCGAGGGAUGGCUCUUCAUUUGGCGGUAUUUGUGGUGCGAACUCACAUCCGGAGAGCUGUGAAGCUGGAAUCCUUUAUGUUUACCCUCAGACACCAAACUGGUCUCUAGUGGAGAAGUUUGCUGAGCUUUCACCGUCAACAGCAUUCAAAGAUGAUAUCGACAGCAGCAGUCGGGGAUUGCCACAAUGCACUAAACAUAUUGAGAACAAUAAAGUACGCGGAGCUAACGAGGCGGUCUUGGAUGCUGCGCAAAAAAAAGAAAGUAACUGCCUCGAGAGCCAUACGACACAAAGUAAUGCCUCACUCAAACAGAGGGCAUCCAAACUCAAGGAGCUCAAUGUUGAGGAUGGUUCUCCGGGUGGUGUGGGGAACAAUGCCAAAAAGGAGGACGUACACCGUCUUUUUGUCAAAAAAUUACUUAAAAAGCGCCAAGAUGACAAAAUCCCUCGACUGUUGGUCGCGAUGAAAAAACGCAAUGAAGUUGACAAAGAGCACCGGCCCUUCAAGUGCACCCACUGCAACUGGGCUUUUAAGAAGUUCUGCAAUCUGCAAAGUCACUUGCAAACGCACACUGGCCUCAAGCCACAUGUGUGCGACAUAUGUGGCAAGGCUUACUCCCAUCAGGGCACGCUGCAGCAGCACAAACGCCUCCACACGGGAGAAAGACCAUACCACUGCCCCUUCUGCGUCAAGACCUACAUCUGGUCCUCGGAUUACCGCAAGCAUAUCCGCACACACACAGGUGAAAAGCCCUACGCAUGUGACACCUGUGGGAAGGAUUUCAUUCGUUCCUCUGACCUGCGGAAGCAUGAGCGGAACAUGCACACCAAUGACAAGCCCUUCCCAUGCACGCACUGCGGCAAGACCUUCAAUAAGCCCCUCUCCCUGAAGCGCCACGAGAGGAAGCACCUGGGAGAGAGGCCUUUCUCCUGCCCCGACUGCGGCAAAACCUUCGCUCUGGCCAGUCGGAUGGCAGAGCACCAGAAGGUCCACGCGGGGGUUCGUCCGUACGUCUGCCCGGUGUGCUCCAAGUGCUUCACCAAGUCGUCCAACUUGACCGAGCACGAGGCCAUUCACAGCGGCGCGCGGCCCCACAAGUGCGCAGAGUGCGGCGUGGCGUUCGCCAUGGCAUCUCGCCUCGUGCGUCACCAGUACGUCCACAGUAAGGAGAAACCCCACAACUGCACGGGCUGCAGCAAGAACUUUAGUCACCCGGCCACAUUGAAGCUCCACCAGGAGCAAACGUGUGCUGGAAGGAUCUUUGUCUGCGUGGAGUGUGACAAGUCCUUCCAGUGUGCCACGAAGCUCGCUCAGCACGUGCUGAACCACGGGGACACCAGUGCCUGAGUCCGUUUAAAGACAAGUACACUACUCACCAACUGGAGCCAUUCAACGGGACAGGGCACCCGUUUUAUUUAUGUCAUGGUAUGCUUUGUGAGUUGGUUACUCACACACACUCUGACCCCGUGGUGCUGGGUUCCCAUGGGAGCGUCCAGACAUGAAAAUUGCCACCAGCAUGGACACUUGAGCUGACGGAACGGUGUGACAUACAGGGAUAUCAGACCCUUUGUACAGUGAGCAUAUCAAUGUCAAUAGUUAUUAAUAAGUAGUUCAAACUAAUCUCCCAACAUUUCCCCUUUGGAUGUAGGAAAUGCAGGAAGUGUGAUGUGAUGAACGGUACCUGUGCCAUGGUAGCAUGCCUGUGUCACUCUGAAGCGUGUUGCUGAGGUGGGACAUGCUGACUAAAUUCAAGUUGGUGUGUGACUGCGUAUUGCAUUUCACUCCCUCGUGUGGAUAUUAUGGACACACAGAGAUUCAUAUACCAUAUUCAAUGUUCUCGACAUCAGUCUGGCGAGUGGCUCUUCUGUGCAGUCUGUUCAACAUAUCGUCACGGUAUUUUGGAUUGAUUAGUUGGUUAGUGUGCACGUAGUGCCAGUAUAAAGCAAUGGAUCAUAUCGCCGUGCACAACAUGUUGGUCUUUUAACCGUGAGCAUGUAGGCACUCUACCCCGGGUGGAUAAAAGGGAAACAACAUUUCACACCUGAUUAAGUUAUGUGGAAAGAUUCAUCUUAAUGAGUUUUAUUAACCAAAUAGUAAUUUCAAAAUAAUGUCAUUAACUUUUUUUUAAUAUAAAUAAUAAUGUUGCCCUCUGGAAGUUGACGAAUUUAUGCAACAAUAAAGUUGACACACAUUGGAAAAGG